Messenger RNA from Apus apus (common swift), 1437 nucleotides. RefSeq names its product retinol dehydrogenase 14 (gene RDH14). The transcript is spliced from 2 exons. Bases 10 to 978 code for a protein of 322 amino acids. NCBI's taxonomy places the organism in Eukaryota, Metazoa, Chordata, Aves, Apodiformes, Apodidae. The record is from RefSeq and is a predicted model, not a curated record.
CCCGGCGGGAUGGCGGCGGCGGCGGGCGCUGCGCUGGCGCUGGGCGGGGGGCUGCUGCUGGCGGCCUGGCGCUGGCUGCGGGGGGCGGCCCGCGCCCUGCGCGGCGGCUCCUCCAUGCGGGGCAAGACGGUGAUCGUCACGGGGGCCAACAGCGGGCUGGGCCGGGCGGCGGCGGCCGAGCUGCUGCGGCUGCAGGCCCGAGUCAUCAUGGGCUGCCGCGACCGGGCGCGGGCCGAGCGGGCGGCCCGUGAGAUCCGGGCCGAGGUAGGGGGUGGCGAGGGAGGCGGCGAGCUGGUGGUCCGGGAGCUGGACCUGGCCUCGCUCCGCUCCGUCCGAGCCUUUUGCCACCGCGUCCUCCAGGAAGAGCCAAGGCUGGAUGUCCUGAUAAAUAAUGCAGGGAUAUUCCAGUGUCCAUACAUGAAGACAGAGGAUGGUUUUGAGAUGCAAUUUGGUGUAAACCACUUGGGUCACUUCUUGCUCACCAACCUUCUUCUGGGCCUCCUCAAAAAUUCUGCUCCCAGCAGGAUUGUGGUAGUAUCCUCAAAGCUUUACAAAUAUGGAGAGAUCAACUUUGAAGACUUGAACAGUGAAAUAAGUUACAAUAAAAGCUUUUGUUACAGUCGGAGUAAACUGGCUAACAUAUUAUUUGCAAGGGAGCUGGCCCGUCGGUUAGAAGGGACAGGAGUCACCGUCAAUUCGCUUCAUCCCGGGAUUGUCAGAACCAAUCUAGGCAGAUACGUGAAUAUUCCUUUGCUGGCAAAACCCCUAUUCAACUUGGUGUCCUGGGCUUUCUUCAAAACACCUCUGGAAGGAGCCCAGACUUCUAUUUAUUUGGCCUCUUCUCCUGAUGUCGAAGGCGUGUCGGGAAAAUAUUUUGGGGACUGCAAAGAGGAGGAACUGCUGCCCAAAGCCAUGGAUGACUUGGUUGCAAGAAAGUUGUGGGAUAUUAGUGAAGUGAUGGUUGGUUUAUUGAAAUAAGUGCCAGGGGGUAUCUGCUAAAAGAAUGCAGAUAACUGCAACAUGUUUCCAGUGGUGUAGUUCUCACUUUAAAUGCUGUGGUAAUACAACUAGAGGAGUGCUUUUAUGCUGGGACUCUGCUUUCAAAUAAAGAACAAUCUAUUUAGUAGACACAGGCAUUAAAAAGAGUCUGAAAUAAAGUUUGAGGGUGUGCGUAUAAUUCCUGAUUAAAUCUGCUUGGAAACUCUUUGUUUGACAAAUAAAUCAAACUGUGUUUUGCCACAUAUGUGCAUAUUUAAUGUGUUCCACUACUUGUAGUUGGGCUGGGCAAUGCAGGGUACUACUGAUGGUGAAACACUUCUGCUGUAUAAAGUUGUUUGUGUUUUUUUUUUUUUUAAUAGAUCCUAAUAGUAAUGAAAUUGUUGUCUUUUUUGAGCCAUCACAACAAAAAAUGGAAUAAACAGAUUUACUUACAUCUUA